AUUAGUGUACUGUGGAUCAUAGCUGGAGAUACAUUAGUAAUUAGCAAACCAAAAGAGAUGACAGCAGUGUCGGCUCAUAGACACUGAAGCAGGCAUUUCUAGAGAAUAAAGCCAGAAAGAAAAAAUGUUUAGCCAAUCCUUCUCCAACCAAGGAGUGGGUAAACAGAAAGGAUCCUGGUGAUGCUGGUUCUGUAGAUCAGAAUCCAGCCUUUCCUCUCAUCAGAUAGUGUCCCACCUUUCAUUGUCUCCAGGUCUCUUCCACAACUUCAGCCCAGGCUUUUCCAAAGAUUGCAGUCUAUAAUUUUCCAGUAGGUGGCAGCAGUCAGUAGGGCUCACAUGGAAUGCCCCAUCUCUGGGAAUGUGGAUCAGAAAUAGUUCUAACACUGUUCUAAUAGAAUCGGUUCAAGGUGGCCAAUGUGAACCUCAAAGUAAAACUGUAUUUGGAUGAGGGGUGGGGGAUCAAAUAUCUAACUUCAUCCUUCGCUUCUCUAAAGAGACACAAACUGUGGUGACUUUGGCUAUUUCUACCACUCCACAUAGGCUCCUCCUCCUUCCCUCCUCUUAGACUUUGUCCCUCUUACUGACCAGGCAAGGGGGGUAGGGGAGUGGGCAGAGUCCACGCCUGACUCAUCUCUCACUUUACCGGGGCUAAGAUCUCAGCUUUAUACAAAAAAGCAAGAACAACAGAGAAGUGCCCAGCCCCAAAGCAACAGGGAGGCGACUCACUUUCUCAAUUCCUCUGCCAUGGAGUACCUUUCAGCCUUCAACCCCAAUGGCCUGCUAAGGUCAGUAUCCACUAUGAGCUCUGAGUUAAGCCGUAGGGUCUGGAACUCCGCUCCUCCACCUCAGCGACCCUUCCGUGUCUGUGAUCAUAAGCGGACAGUCCGGAAAGGACUGACAGCUACCACCCGCCAGGAAUUGCUAGAUAAGGUACUGGAGACCUUGCUGCUACAUGGAGUGCUAAUGCUAGUCCUGGAGGAGGAUGGGACUGCUGUGGACACUGAGGACUUCUUCCAGCUGCUGGAGGAUGACACGUGCUUGAUGGUGCUAGAGCAGGGACAGAGCUGGAGCCCCAAGAGUGGGAUGUUGUCAUACGGCCUAGGACGGGAGAAGCCAAAACACAGCAAGGACAUCGCCCGCAUCACCUUUGAUGUGUACAAGCAAAAUCCUCGAGACCUCUUCGGCAGCCUCAACGUGAAAGCCACAUUCUAUGGGCUCUACUCCAUGAGCUGUGAUUUUCAAGGAGUUGGCCCUAAGAAAAUACUCAGGGAGCUCCUUCGUUGGACUUCCUCACUGCUGCAGGGCCUGGGCCACAUGCUGCUGGGCAUCUCAUCAACCCUUCGCCACGUGGUAGAGGGAGCUGAUCGAUGGCAGUGGCACCGGCAGAGUCACCUCCAUUCAUAAUGAGAUCACACUCUGAGCCUGUGCUGAAGGACUGGUUCCAUGUGACAUGUGAGGGUACUGAAGGGCAUCAUCAGGCUUGGGGCCUGCAGUGCACCCUAGGUAACCAGGCUGACUCCAUCUUAACAGAUGAGCACACUGCCUUGGUUCUCUCUAGCCUGUACAUCUUCCUGGAGAAUGCCACCUGUCUUCCCUCCAUUCCUGCCUUCCACUUACCCUGCAGAACCACAACCCUGUCCCCUGGCCUCCUGACCCCACCAUAACUGCUGCUUCAUCCAGGUUCUUAUGACGAAUAGCCCUAAGGUCCUGCAUAUCAACAACUGUCCCCAGCUUUACUUCAAGAUAUCUUUCCCUAAAAAAUAAAGAUAUUUCCAAGAAAAAUA
Messenger RNA from Mastomys coucha (southern multimammate mouse), 1784 nucleotides. It is a transcript of the gene Cideb, whose product is annotated as cell death inducing DFFA like effector b. The transcript has 5 exons. Bases 745 to 1404 code for a protein of 219 amino acids. NCBI's taxonomy places the organism in Eukaryota, Metazoa, Chordata, Mammalia, Rodentia, Muridae. Gene Ontology annotation, biological process: apoptotic process; regulation of apoptotic process. The record is from RefSeq and is a predicted model, not a curated record.